AUGGGGACAAGGUUUUGGGCAUACUGUGGGACUGCAGUGGUAAUGUUGUCCAUUUUGGUGCCAGAGGGUUGGGCUCAAGACAGAACCUGCCUGAACCAGCUUCUUCCCUGCCUGAACUACCUAAAUGGGAGCAGUAGAGGUAGAGAAGACCCCCCAGAUAGUUGUUGUGAUCCCUUGAAAUCGGUGAUCAAGCAGAAGCCAGAAUGCUUAUGCAGUAUGAUUAGCAUCAAGGGCACCAACGAAGCUGAGCAGGCGGGCAUCAACGUAACCAAGGCCCAGGAAUUACCUGGCAGAUGCGGACAACAUGUUAACCCCAUUGGCUGCCUCAGAGGUGCAGUACCACCCAAUUCCAAGAACUCAGUUCCAAACUCUGCAAGCUACUUGUUCCAAUGUUCAACCAUGAUAAUGAUGGCUUUUGUGACAACAUCCAUGAUCGUUCAGGUUCUGUGGGAGUUGGAUAGAGCACAUCCUACAUCGUCCUUUUGUCUCUGACUUGGUUUUUAUCUUGCGUACUGCAUGCAUGGUUCCUUCACUAAAACUCUGUUGUGGUUCUUUCUAACUGCACGUUUUCAGAAAGUCACAAGUAGCUAGUACUCCCAGGUCCCACCCCAUUUUCACGCGACAGACAAACACACAUGAUCGAUCAUUUAUCCGAUGUAUUAAUUGUGCAUGCCAUAGCCAUAUUGAUCCAACAACUUAUCAAGGAGGAAAGUAGAGAGUGCAGGGCUGAGGGCAUCAUCUUAUUCUUGCAUAUUCUUGCAUAUAGAGUGCAGGGCUGAAGUGUUUAUAGUGGUGGCAAUGUUUCGUGGGAU
Messenger RNA from Ilex paraguariensis (yerba mate), 812 nucleotides. The record is from the annotation of a GenBank genome assembly. NCBI's taxonomy places the organism in Eukaryota, Viridiplantae, Streptophyta, Magnoliopsida, Aquifoliales, Aquifoliaceae.